UCACGGUCGGCAUCGGUACCUAUGAGGGCCAGGGUAUCACCAAUCAGAGGCAAGCAGGGCGUAUACAGCGAUCAGCCGUGCAGCCAGCCAAAGGUGGCGGCUCGUCCCGGCGCUGACCUUGGCCCUCGAUACACGCCCAGGCACACAACUCCGCCACAUACCCCCAUCACCCGAACACGGUCGCCCUCCUCAGUCGUGCUGGUGAGACUUGCCAGUAUGGGCACGAAGGGCGCCAGCUUGACCAGUGGAGGCAGGGACGGCCGGACACUCCACAGGGUGAAGAGCAGCUGGACACCUAUGGCGAGCACCUUGAUGUUGGUGCUCUCGCGCAUCGCCUUCAGCAGCGGCUCCAGGACGCCUGCGGCCGCCACCACGGCAUCGCGACCGGCCACUGAUCCCUCCGUGACGUUGCACAGCGCCUCGAUGGCCUCUGUACGCACAUCGUCAUCGGGUGACGACACGAGCUGCACCAGCGGCGGGACCGCACUGGCAUCCACCACGGCCGCGGCAUGACGCAGCGCCAGUCUGCUAAGGGCCACCGCUGCUGCCACACUCUCCAGCUCCUCGCGCCCGCUCAGCUGCUCGACCAAGACAGGCACCACAACGACGUCGACAGCCUUCUGCUCUAUGGUGGCAGCCAUGUGGUCGAUGCUCAACAGGCGGAGGAGCUGAUACAUGGCGCGGGACCAGAGUUGCUGAUCGCUCGCCGACGCCGUCAGGUGGCAGAUGUCGGUCAU
Molecule: messenger RNA, 737 nt
Organism: Vitrella brassicaformis
Lineage: Eukaryota; Vitrellaceae
Source: the annotation of a GenBank genome assembly